GUGGCAUCGACGUCUGGCAACUGCGCUAGCCCAGGGAUGGCCCAUAGAGAUCUCUCAGUUGUUUACCGUGGCCCGUGUGAGGUAGUGCGCGUCGUUCAUUGACAUUUUGACUCUGAGCAGUGUUACUAGAAAUCCGUCAAGAUUCGGGUCAAAAAUAGAGAACCCGUGCCUGUAUAUCAGAUGGAGCAUCCAGAGGUCGAGGAGGACGGACGCAUGUCUGGUACAGAGGAGCGCGUGUCAGACAUGGAGCAAGAGGACAGUCUAGGUCUGAUGGGCGGCCGCGACAGUCCCCUCAAGCCAGACGGAGGCGUGGGCGGGGGAGUCGUCGAAGGGGAGGACAUUCUAGCCAAACUCCGCCAGCAAGUGUCCGCAGCCUCAAUCUUCAGCCAAGCGGCUAGGGAAGGUGGCCUGGGCUCCACUCCCCCGCCCGGCUCACCCAACAACAACAAUAACAAUAAUAAUGGCCACAACCUGUACGACCGCCUCCACACCCUCCUGCAGGCCAAGAUGAAGAGGGAGGAGGACGGUGAGGGGGAGGAGGACUCGCGCGACCUGGUGCUGCGGGCGGAGGCGCUGCACCGCCAGCGGGAGUCGCUCUUGUCGUCGCCACAGGCGCUCAUGAACGCCAUGCGGGGCGGCGGGCCGCCCUCGCUGGUGCCGCCCGGGCCACACCUGCCCUUCAUCCCCAGCACGGUCGGCCUGCCGCCCACCACACAGAUGCCGCCCACUCCUGGCUCGGCUGGCUCUCGCGACUCCUCGGGCAACGGCGCCCGCACGCCCUCCCACACGCCCGAGCCCCACCAGAGUCAGCAGUCCUGGAGUUUCGAGGAGCAGUUCAAACAGGUACGGGAACCCACGAAGCACUCGUCCUUUGAAGAAGACAAACGCAAGCUCUACGAACUCAGUGAUGAUGUGAAGCGGAAAGGAGUUCCUCGAUGAGCUGUUCUCCUUCAUGCAGAAAAGAGG
Molecule: messenger RNA, 966 nt
Organism: Scylla paramamosain (green mud crab)
Lineage: Eukaryota; Metazoa; Arthropoda; Malacostraca; Decapoda; Portunidae
Exons: 5
Coding region: 181-939 (252 amino acids)
Source: RefSeq, a predicted model, not a curated record